AUGUCCGCGGAUUUGGCGCGUCUGUGGCCUCUCGACGCUUCGCCUUUGGACCCGACACGCUCUUCACAUCCGGACUCUACUGAUCGGUUCUACUUCUCUCCCCAUAUUCGACCGCUUUCCCCUGCUCAAGAUGAAUUCUACCCGAACUCAAGGUCUAGGGAAGCCGAAGCGUGUUUGCACUACCUCUACGAUCCCCAGCAAUUUCUUGAUGAUUUCAACCUUCUGGAUCCUCAACAAACUCGACCAAUACUCUUUCCAUCAUCGGACAACCGGAUAUACCCCAGCUCUAUUCCCCCGGCUACCUUCAACUCUCAUCAUCACAUGCUUUCCCUUGACUUUGCUGCUACAACUCUGUUCAAUACGCCUUCUUCGCCCCCCACUUUCGGAUUCCUUUCUCCUACUUCAACUGCCGCUCAACCUCAAACUAUCGAUGCUGAUAUGUCUUCAAGCUCACCUCUGUUCUCUGCUUUCUCAUACAUUCAAGAGGAUUUCUCUAGCUCUCCCUUCGGAUGCCACUUUGAUUUGUCUUUGCCGAACAACCUACUGUAUUGCGAAUCGGACAUAUCUCCCGUCGUCCGUGCGCCUAAAGCACCUCCGGCACUCUCUCAUCAACAAACACCCAAACCUGACGCGAAGUCUAAGAACGGUGGAAAACGGAACAAACGGAACAAACCCGACCCUACCCCAACCUUUAUGGAAAAGCUUCGCUGCGCUCCUGAUCAGUCUGACGUUGUGCCUCUCACCUCCUCGCGGCUGGAAUCUUCAUCCCCUCUUUCGCUUGAUGUUCCUUCCUUACAGUCGCCGUGUAAGCUGAAUUCUCUAGGGGUCUAUCGCGCCAGCAGUCCUCCCGAAGAUCCUGUCGAUUCUGAAGCUGUCUCAGCAAAAGAUCAACCGCCGCAAGUUGAUGGAAGCCUACUAAACCCAAUAACCCCGCUUCGUUUAUCUGACCCUGCAUCCCUGUCUCCGCUGACUCCACUCACUCCAAGCUCUUCACUCGUCCCACGCAUUUCAAUCUCUCUGAAACCCAAACGCCGAUUGGCGGAUGCUUCUUCGCCUCUUAUUCGAAGGAAAAGACUACGCAGCCGUGCGCUCCAGCUACCUGACUCCUCUUCUGAAUCUUCUGCUGCCUCGUCAUCGUCGUCUCCCACAAGUUCUCCCACGCCUUCAUCCUCAAAGUCUGUUAGCAACGUUACCUUCGGCAUGCGCACUCUACCAGCCUCAAUCACAACCGCAUCCAAGUUCCCACUCUUCUAUCGACGCUUCCCGGCAAGCUCCUAUUUCCAGCCUCUAGACGCCGAAUCCCCUUGUACCUUGUUCGACGUCCGCCAUCCAGGGGGAAAUUACAACAUGCCUCGCGGAAGCCUAGACCUUUACACCCCGAGAUUUGUUAAAGGGAGAGGAACAGAGAAGGUGGGAAUGUGCCCCAUCUGCGUCGAGCCGGCCGAGCGGGGCGGCGAGAACAAGAAACUUUGGUUUGCGAUGAAGUUCUCUGCCUUCAAGUGUUACCACAUGCAAUACGCACAUGGAAUUUCGGCGUCCACCGGUCGUCCCUUCUCACCCCCAACGUCCUUCCGCCUCAUUGAGCGCCCAAAACCUGGUAAGAACGAAAAAAGGCACAUCCAGCAAGGAAAAUGUCACAAAUGUGACAAGUGGGUCGCCGUGGAAGGUGUCAAGGACUUGGAAAGCAAGGUAAUGUCGGUGAAGGAACUCCACUGGUGGAAACACGCUGCCUCCUGCCAUCAGGGAUCGACUAUUUCCGGAGAAUGCGAUGUGUACGAGGAUGAUUAUGUUUUUCAAAAGCUCUUAGAACUAGAGAAUUAG
Laccaria bicolor S238N-H82 is the source of this 1821-nucleotide messenger RNA. RefSeq lists its product as uncharacterized. Bases 1 to 1821 code for a protein of 606 amino acids. The transcript is spliced from 6 exons. The record is from RefSeq and is a predicted model, not a curated record. Lineage: Eukaryota; Fungi; Basidiomycota; Agaricomycetes; Agaricales; Hydnangiaceae.